GGCGGUCCCCGAUUAGGAUCGAUACGUUGACCUUGAUAGACCAAAUUUUGCAACGCUGGCGGCAAUGGUGGGGUAUACGAUUUCAAUAUUUUUUUCUGCAAAAUUUCAUCUCUUAUUUUGUAUAAUUGCAAUUGUCUCACUUGAUUUUUGAGUUGGGAAGUGCCUUCACUACAUCUCAAUUUUCUCUAAAAAUGUCUCCUAGACCGCCAACAUGUCUUCACCCCUUGAUUGCUCGUUUACCCCCUCAAGUUCGCCUCCUGCCCUACCCCGCAGUUAGGAUCAUAUCCAUUUUGGUUUUUAUCAAUAUCAUUAUUUGGGUGGCUGUGGCUAUUGUUCUACGCUCCCAUCCACUUCUAUCUUCAUCUGCUGUACUUUCAUAUACAUUCGGUUUGAGACAUGCUCUGUAAGUUCUGAUUUCUGAUUUCUUCAAAAACCACUUUUUGCCUCACGAUCAUGUGAUUUUCUACUCUCAAACUUCGACUCAUCAAAUCCAGUGAUGCCGAUCACAUAUCCGCAAUCGACCUCAUGACCCGUCGCCUCAUUGCUUCUGGUUCUCCUCAUACAUCCCAACCAGUGACAGUGGGUACUUGGUUCUCGUUAGGCCACUCUACUAUCGUAAUCAUAACCUGUAUCGUCGUUGCCGCCACCUCUGGCGCUCUUGAGUCACGCUUCGACUCUUUCAGUAACAUAGGCGGAAUUAUCGGUACAGGUGUCUCUGCUUGCGUACUCAUUAUACUUGGAAUUGGAAAUGCAUGGAUUUUGUGGAAAUUGGUGGUUAAAUUACGAGCGGUUUUGAGGGAAGAAGUCGAUGGAGAUGGAGGUGAAAUGGGAUUAGGAUUUGAAGGUGGAGGAAUCAUGAUGAGAGUCCUUCGAAGAGUUUUCAAAGUCAUUGAUCGUCCAUGGAAAAUGUACCCUCUGGGUGUAUUGUUUGGACUGGGUUUCGAUACCAGUAGUGAGAUUGCAGUUCUGGGAAUUGCAUCUGUGGAAGGUGCUAAAGGAACUAAUAUCUGGCUAAUUUUGAUUUUCCCUCUUUUAUUCACUGCCGGCAUGUGUCUAAUCGACACUACUGACGGCGCACUAAUGAUGACGCUCUACACAUCCACAUCCCUCGCCCGCGACACAAUAGCUAUUCUCUACUAUUCAAUUGUCCUGACUGGUAUUACAGUUCUCGUGGCAAUCUGCAUUGGAGUCAUUCAAUUGCUUUCCUUGAUAGCAAAUUUCUCCACAGGAUCAUUCUGGGAUGGAGUUAAUACUGCAAGUGAUCACUUCGAUGUCAUUGGUGCGGGUAUCUGUGGAGCAUUUGUAGUUUUUGGAGGCGCGAGUGUAUUACUUUAUGGUCCUUGGAGAAGAUGGGUUGAGAAAGGGAGAGUUGGGCGAAGAGGUGUAGGAAACGGAGAGGUAGAGGUGGAAUUAGGAGAUUUGAGUAAGGGGGUUGAGUCGAAAGAUGAAGAUGAGAAGGAAGUUGCGAGGGUUAGAGAUAAAGCUCUUGAGGUGUAGUAGACGUAUUGAUCAGAACAUAGAUUAGAUCUUUAGAUGGGAUAAAUUCUGAAGUAUAUCUUCUGCAUCACCUGGGUAUCUGGCUAAGUUGGAGUAGGUGAGGCAAGUGGUGGGUUAUAGAGACGGAGUAAUAAUUGGAUGGAGGGUGACUAAGCAUUUCAACUUACCAUUUUGACCGUUUCGACAACCGUAUAAUUACAACUCUCUUUAUCA
This is a messenger RNA of Botrytis cinerea B05.10, 1710 nucleotides long. RefSeq lists its product as hypothetical. The coding region runs from base 192 to 407 and encodes 71 amino acids. NCBI's taxonomy places the organism in Eukaryota, Fungi, Ascomycota, Leotiomycetes, Helotiales, Sclerotiniaceae. Gene Ontology annotation, cellular component: plasma membrane. Gene Ontology annotation, molecular function: nickel cation transmembrane transporter activity. Gene Ontology annotation, biological process: nickel cation transmembrane transport. The transcript has 2 exons. The record is from RefSeq and is a predicted model, not a curated record.